Arctia plantaginis is the source of this 1089-nucleotide messenger RNA. Lineage: Eukaryota; Metazoa; Arthropoda; Insecta; Lepidoptera; Erebidae. The record is from the annotation of a GenBank genome assembly.
AUGAAUGCAGUACCAAUAGCCUUGAAUAAGGCAGCAAUGCGCAAGUAUGAAGACCUAGAGAUUCCUUGUGAAUCUAUACUGGCCAGCUAUGUGUGGAUAGACGGUACUGGCAUAAACCUGAGGUCUAAAGACAGAACCUUUGAUUUUGUUCCAAAAACACACAAAGAUCUGCCAAUAUGGUACUUUGAUGGAUACGGGACCAACCAAGCAACUAAUGUCAAUUCGGACACGUUUAUCUUUCCAGUAUCAAUCUACCACUGUCCAUUCAGACGUGGUAGCAAUAUACUCGUAUUGUCAGAUACGUACGGCUACAACUAUCAGCCUACAGCUACGAAUUUCCGCAAAGCCUGCGUGGCUUUAUGUGAAAAAGGUGAAGUUGAAGAGCCUUGGUUUGGCUUUAAUCAGGAGUUCUUUUUAACAACAACUGACUCUCGGCCCCUAGGCUGGCCGCCUGGAGGUUUCCCUGCCCCUCCUGGUCCCUAUUACUGCGCCACGGGAGCUAACAAAAUAGUCGCCAGAGAUCUAAUGGAGGCUUUUUACCGGUGCUGUCUAUAUGCUGGUGUAAAAUUAAAUGGCAUAUGUCCGGGGACUACACCAUCGCAGUGGAAUUUUCAGGUGGGGCCAAGUCCGGGUAUUAGGGCGGCAGAUGAUUUAUGGAUGGCUAGGUAUAUACUGGCACGGCUUGCUGAAGAGUAUGGCACUGUGGCCACUUUCGAGCCACAACCUAUCCCAGAUUGGCCUGGUAACGGCACUUUCUGCUACUUCUCCUCCAAGGAUAUGAGAGAACCAGAUGGGAUACUGGUGAUCGAGCGGGCCAUAGAUAAAUUAAGCAGGCGACAUGGUGCACAUAUGAACGAGUACGAUGCUAACAAUGGUGCUGACAAUGCACGCCGAUUGACUGGCAAGCAUGGAAUGCCAAACGUUAGAGAUUUCACGGCAGGUGUUGCAAAUCGAAGCUGCUCCGUAAGGAUACCUCGUCAAGUGUCCGAGGACAAGAAAGGUUACUUAGAAGACCGGCGUCCAGCUGCUAAUGCUGAUCCAUACCGAGUCAUAUCGAUUAUGCUUAGAACAUGCAUAUUUGAUGAGUAA